CAGGGACUUUUUUUAAACACAAAAAGUUGCAUUUUUGGUUCUAUAGACUUCAAUGGAGACGCUGCAGAAAAGCAUGUAGACCCCUUCAUCGGGGUCCUGCGAGACUUCGAAACGUUGCCUUGCUGUAACUAUGUGAUCGUUCAUUAAAAGCUUUGGACCCAUAUUGGUGAUCCUCGGGGUGCUGGUGACAUUCUCCCUUGCUGAUUCUGUUCGGUUCCAGCCUACGGUCGCUGCAGCACCCACUUAUACACACAGUCAUUCUUAACGCAGGAAUGUGUGCGUUUGGAUUGUACACUUGCAU
Staurois parvus is the source of this 301-nucleotide messenger RNA. Lineage: Eukaryota; Metazoa; Chordata; Amphibia; Anura; Ranidae. The record is from the annotation of a GenBank genome assembly.